ACGGGGCAUAAAGUGCGGAACCGUUCGACGACAGUGGAGUGAGUGAGCUUUAGUGAGAAGACAGCCAUCGGUAGAAGAAAAAUACUUUCACUGGCAGAACGGAAUACGGGUGUGUAUAAUUUUUCCUUUUGCUCGUCAAACGCCAAAUUUUCGCAGGAGGAGAUGCACUCAUCAGCAUCACGGGGGCUGUGUUUAUCGGCCGAAAGUGUAGGAUCCUGUGGAGCAAUCUGAUCCCUGCCAGUGUCACUGUUCGGAAUAGUGUAAAGACCCGUGAACUAGCGUGAGAAGUGCUGUGGGUGCAGUUCGAUUGAUCAAAUUUGCACCGCAGAAAGGUGAAAAACAUUGAACAGUCCAUUUUUCCUUUAGCAGUAGCAGAGUUUUUCCUUCCCAAGCGCGGGUGUGUUAGUGAGUGUGUUGAAUUGUGAGAGGAUAUUCUAUUCGGUCGAUUAGUUAGAGUAAGUGAAAAGGCCAUAGGCUGGAAGCAGCGCUCUAGAUGAGUUCUAGCAGGUGCGGAAGAACGAGAGAGAGAAAUUAAAUUGGUGAAAAACUCGGUUAGUGAAAAUUCUCGCCUUGCCUUGCCGCUGCUGUUCUGGUUCAACGUGAUUCCUGCACUGCAUUACUAGGACAAAGUGUUGUAACUCGCGGUUACGGUAGUGUGCCGAUAGUUUAUCUAGUUAUUUGACAAAUUUAUUGCCGUUUUGAGCUUCUAGAAGAAAAGUAGAAAUUUGUGAUAGUAUAUAUAUGUACAGAUAGAUAUCGCUGCUGGAAAACAGUGAAGAAAACUCCUCGCCGUCGCUGGCACCCCAUCGCCUUUUGUCACGGCUGGAUUUACGGGGAGGAAAGUUCACCGUUACUCGUUGUAGUGGUGAUGUUGAAUGGAGUGCGUAUGCUGGUAUUUACAUAGCUGAAAUAUUUCACCGUCACUCGCUUGCUUUCUGCUGAGUGCCCGGACAACGACGUCAAUAUUAUCCUUGGACUUCAGGAGGAAAAUCAUCAGGAGGUGUUUUUCUGUGGCAUUGUUGUGGAGCCGAAACAGGAGGUUUUAUUUUGCUCCAGUUGGAUUGGGAGACAACCUAUUUGUUCACCGGGACACUACUAUCUGCGGUUCGCUGUGAUACCGAGACAAGCGACUGAACAAAUAGGCUAAAUCAACUGACCCAGAUUGCGGGCAUCCCUGGAGAUAUUCUGGCAGCCGGAAGAGAAUGGUGAAAUCCAGGUUUCACCGUUGGUCGUAAUAAGCACCUUUGGACGUCUAGGCAAUGACGUCACAGGCCGUCUAUUGUCUAAGUCUUCAGAUACGUCCUCCAGCGGAAGAAGCAUCCAAUGUGGUUUCCAGCUCAUCCGGCGGUGUUUCGGUCAGUGGCAAUGAACUCACCAAAGUGGUUACCACUUCGACUCCUACAACCGCCCCCGGGGGUGCCAUCAUCACCGGUUUGGACAGUAAGAGUGUCACCAUUUCGGAAGCGGCAUCCCGGCAGCUUCAUUCCCAGAUUCAACUUCAGCCGGCACAAGCGGCAUCUCAGACGGCGAUUCAGCAACAGCAACAUAGUAACAUCAUUCUGGUCCGUGGGUCAAGAUCCGAAAAUGGACAAAUCAUUCUUCAAAACACCCACGAAUUACUCAGCUUGUUAAACGACGAAGACAAGCCGAUUUUGUUGCAGCACCAACGCCUGAAGACGAAACCCGUCCCGGAAGUGGCGACCUCUGCCGGCAAUACUAUUUUGUUUCAACCCGCGAUUAAAAGCAGUGCUGUAGAUGGCACAAUCCUGCUGCAAUCGGAUGGCAUCAAAAAAACAGCCAUCAGCUCCGAGGGUGGACCAAUCUUCCUUCAGCAACGGUUCAGUAAGAACGGGUCCAGCGAAGGACCGAUUCUGCUUCGUACGCUUAAACGCAUCGAUAAGUCACAGUCGAUUUUGGUGAUUCGUAACGCUGCCACUCCUUCAGCUUCAGCUGCCAAUGUUUCCAGCACAUCUUCCGCUUCCAUCGUUGCAAACUCUGCCAGCGCCAUUACCGUCAACACUGCUACAUUGGCCAGUUCGGGAAAUGCCACCAUCGUUAAGGCAAAACCGCUGCAGGUACCGAGUCAACCUACGGUUGUGACACUCUGUUCCGGAUCAUCAAAAGCUACCAGCUCGGCCAGGGAGGAUACCGAAGGAAAGAAGGAGUCCAUUGCCGCUACGGUGGCAAAAGCUGUCCAGAAGCCGAUCAAUUUGCCGCUCGGUGCAGAUGGUGAACCGAUCAAGCUUCCGGAAAAUUUAGAAAGUUUACCACGGGCUGACCAUUUCCCGAACCAGCGACAUCGGUGGAAUACUAAUGAGGAAAUCGCCGCGAUUCUCAUCAGCUUCGAUAAACAUUCCGAAUGGCAAUCGAAGGAGGUGAAAACGAGGCCAAAAAGCGGUUCAAUGUUGCUGUACUCAAGGAAAAAGGUUCGCUACCGGCGUGAUGGAUAUUGUUGGAAGAAACGAAAAGAUGGAAAAACAACCCGCGAAGACCACAUGAAACUGAAGGUGCAAGGCACCGAGUGUAUUUACGGCUGCUACGUCCACUCGGCCAUUCUGCCCACUUUCCAUCGGCGUUGCUACUGGUUACUCCAGAAUCCGGACAUCGUGUUGGUGCACUACCUUAACGUCCCCUACCCAGAUGACAACAAAAUGGCGGUCAUAACGCCGAACUUGGCUCUGUGGGGUGACAAGAAGGAGUGGACCAAGGAGGAACUGGUCAGCCAGCUGAAGCCUAUGUUUUUUCCGGCAGUUUUCAGCGAGGACGAACCGGAUGCGACCAAUGAGAUCGAAAUCUCGACAGCCGAAACGGUCGAGGCAAUCGUCAGUCAGCUAAUGGAGAAACAACGGAUGGCUCGACAGUCGGCCCUGGUGAAGCAGCUGGAAUGCGGCUGUCCGGAUGCUAACUGUGUCGAUGGGAAGAGUUGCUCGCAUCCGAUGAGGCGAAUCAGCGCAGCGAAAAGUGACUUGGGCAAACGGAACGAUGGUGGUCAUCUGGGCGGAACAGCACCGAACGUGCUGAUUGGGUCGCGGAUGUAUCCUCGUUGGAUCGACAGCAGGCGUGCCCGAGAGCAACAGCAACAGCAGCAGCAGCAACAACAACAACAACAGCAACUACAACAGUCCCACAGCCGUAUCCUGGACGGCACCCGGUCUGUCACACCGAAGGACACACCAAUACAUUUUCAAGUCAUUCCUACCUCUCAGCAACCAAACCACUCCAACAAUCCAAAUUCAAUUAGAGCAAUUGCCGGCAAUCAUCAUCAUCAUUCGAACUCUUCGACGGUAGUGGUCAGCAGUAGUAGUAAUUUAACUCUCACCCAGCAUCUCAACUCUUUGAACAGUAGCAGCAGCAAUAACAGUAAUUCACAAUUAACAAGUGUCAGUAGUCAUAUUACAAACGGACUGUCCAAUGCCCAUUUGGCCGCUGUAGCCCAGCAUCACCAACAGCAACAGCAACAGCAGCAGCAGCAUCGAAGUCAUAUGAUCAUCACUAGCAAUAAUUCGUCCUCGUCCUCGCCGGCUACGGUACCGAGCAAUUCGGCCAUUAGUGGAGGCUCCAACAAUCAAUUAACCGCGACCGUUUCUAACAACGGCGGUGGCAGUCGUAGCGGUACUGACCCUAGCAUAAAUCUCACGGCCAAUGGCGAGAGCCAUAUAUCAAUGCUGGGCGGUCACCACCACCAUCAGCAGCAGCAGCAGCAGCAAUCGUCAGGAUCAACGGCGACCAACCAGCGAACGACGGCAGCGACCACCAAUAGCGCGACGGAGAACGUCAAUCAGCGGACAUCAUCGCAGCAAGAUGCGACCGGCAAUGGAUUGAUGGGCAACGGCAGCAACAAUAAUAACAGCAAUAACGGCGGUGGUCGUCAUCAUAAUCACAUUACGGUUAAUAACGGUGCGGUCGGCAGUGCGUCAAUGGUCAACGGGUCGAACGGGGGUGGAGGCGGCGGCGGAACCCCGUCGCUGGUAUUGAGUCUGUCACAGCUCCAAGGAUCACCGGGCAGCCUACUUAUCCUCAAUGGCCAGCAGCAACCUUUCGUUUGUCACCCUUCCCAGCAGCAGCAGCACCAACAGCGCAAAUCAGGCAGCACCGCCGAGGCUGGCAAAGACAGCAGCGGCAGCAGCAAUGGUAGCCACAGUACCAGCAGUAGUAUCAAAAUGGAAAAUUCGCCGUCCGAUGCUUCGCAGCACAGUCUAAUACCAAAACAAGAGAUUAUGGACUCGUCCUCGUCGCCCUCGAAUAACUCCUCGAAUGGCAGUUCGAGUAAACAGUUCUCGAGUAUGUUCGGAGGUUAUUCGUCAUCCGGGAGGCCGCUCGGGGGCAGGCUAGAUGGCAAUGGUCACCACGAUAGUUUGCCGUUUUUUAACGAGACGCUGGAUCUGUCGCAGGAAGAUAUUCAGAAGACGCUUAGCGCGAACAUGCCGCUGGGACAUGGUCACCCGGUGUCUGUUGGAGUUGGUGGGCAACCCGGUGGAGCACCGAACGAUGACGCGAUGAACGGGGAAAUUAACCCAAUGGAUUUCAUCGAAAAUUGUGGCACCAGUCACGAUGCGGUGGAUGACGAUGUGUUUGUCAAUUUGGAUGCUUUCGAUAUGCUGGUGGAGUUUCCGGAAUUGGAACUGGACGCUAAGAGUGGAUUUUUUAAUGGAAGCGAUGCUGGUACGGACGGCGGAGGGGAGGUUGAUGAUGGCGCUAGUGAUAUGAGCCACUUCAAGCUCUCCGCCGACAGCGGGAUUGUGAUGGGUAUGGGAGCACAUAAUGCGAACGCGUCGACCAUCACGGAUUUCAGUCCGGAAUGGGCUUAUCCGGAGGGCGGUAUCAAGGUGCUAGUAACGGGUCCGUGGAGUUCCAGCUUGUCAUAUACGGUGUUGUUUGAUUCGUUCCCGGUACCGACGACGCUGGUACAGACCGGAGUUCUGCGGUGCUACUGUCCAGCCCACGAAGUGGGAAUCGUGACAUUGCAGGUUGCCUGCGAUGGCUUUGUGAUAUCGAAUGCGGUUAACUUUGAGUACAAAUCGCCUCCCAAGCUUGAAACCAAGUGCGAAGCCAACGGAAACGAUAUGUUGUAUAAGUUCAACUUACUAAACCGGCUGGAAUCCAUUGACGAGAAGUUACAGAUUAAGAUAGAACCAGGAGAACUGCCCGAAGAUUCGAUCCUUUUCAAGCAAACCAAUUUCGAAGACAGAUUGGUCAACUACUGUGAAAUGUUGACGGCCAAAAUUUGGCGAUCAGUUACCCCAGGAUCUUGGCUCGGAAAACAUCGAGGUAUGACCCUCUUGCAUCUGGCGUCGGCUCUUGGCUACGCAAAACUAGUUAGAACAAUGCUUACAUGGAAAGCCGAAAACUCUAACGUGAUUCUUGAAGCGGAAAUAGAUGCGCUCAGUCAGGAUCAGGAUGGCUCGACUCCUUUGAUGUGGGCCUGCUCACGGGGACAUAUCGAAACGGCCAUGUUACUUUACAAAUGGAACCAAACUGCAUUGAACGUGAAGAACAACUUCCAGCAAAGCCCACUUGAGGUUGCCAAAAGUAAAGGCUUCCUAGGCUUAGUGGUCGAACUUGAGAAGCACGAGGCACAACGAAUUCACAACCGCAAAGCACAGGCACCGACCAGUUCAACAAUACCCACACUAGGAUCCAUCACACCGUCUUUUACCACAUCUUCCACCGCUAGUUCUUCCAUUUGUUCUUCUUCGAUAUCUGUUGCCACUUCCGGCUCUUUGACUUCUUCUUCCACUUCGAAUACUUCCACUUCCACUACACUCGCAAAUAGUAGCAGUAGAUCCACCCGUGAGGAUAGCAAUAAUACCGUUAAUGAUAACGAUAAUCAGUCUGGUUCCGGUGCCGGAUCGGAAGCCAGUCCGGAGCAUAACUUUAUCAACGAUCUGUUCAACUAUAACGAUGCGCUUAACAGUAGCAAUAGCGAUAGCAAUAGCAAUGACAACUUUGCCCUUUCGUCCGCGUUCAAUCCGUCACUUUCGCCGGCUGCCCUGUCACCGUACAGCGACAUGAAAAGCUCUUCGGCCGUAUCGUCGCUGACUAGCAGUAAUCUACACUACGCACUGGAAAACAACAACUCCAAUCCGAUGCUGUCAAACGCGCUUUCGCCCAAUUCCGAUAGUAACCGGAGCCACGACGGGGUCUUUCUGAGACCUGGAGCCGUAUUUUCGAGUGGACAAAGUCCCCCGGGAGCGCGACUCUCCAAGCGAUCUUCCAUCGAUAGCGGAAUCAAUAUGGACACGAGAUCGUCGCUCAGCAAGACUGGCAAACCCAUGCGGGAUCUGCAACGGAUGAGUAGAACUGAUCGCAGCAUGUCGCUUCCGCUGUCCGCCGGAACUGUUGGCGGCCAAUCGUCUCCGUUCAGUGCCGCGGCUGCUGGUAGUAUCUCCAGCAAGGGUUUCGCAAACAACAGUGAUUCGGACAAUAUUUCCCUCUCGUUGAACGACCGUACUACGGGUUCACCCUCGCAGGUUUCCAACACCCUCAGCAAUACUUCGUUGCUUUCUCCAUUGCGCAAGAUGGACUUUGCUCUGUGUGAAGUUUCUGCCGCCGAAACUAGCCCCAUGGGUGAGGAUAAUACCGAUUCGCUUCAGGAGGAUGAACGACACUCGACGACAGCUUUCGGCGCAUCGGGCAGCGGUUGCUUCGGGUUGCACCAGCAGCACCAGGAUAGUGUUGAAAUGGUCCCGGGGGGAGGAACCGUAGGGGACAAUGACGCCAAAGUAUUGACGCUAGCAGAACAGAUAAUCGCAGCAAUGCCAGAAAGAAUAAAGAAUGAAUCGGAGGAAAUCAUGUCUCUGGGUAGCCCAAUGCCGGAAACGCUCAGCGAAGACACAUCCGGAAUGAGCAUACUGAACGACUCUUUCAUGGAGCCACUGCUGGAUUCGUUGCCCUCGUCACAGUUCGAGGAGUUCAAUUUUGAGUUCAGCGAUCAUAAUUACAGGUACCACGACGUUGGCACACCCUGUUCCAGUCUAAGUCCAGCUUCUUCGGGUCCGCUCCAGUCCCCUGCAAGCUACUCAAUUCCACAAGAUCCGCCAGUAUGUUCUCCGAGUCCACCGCCAACGACGCAAGAUUUCACCGAAUUCCUACAAGCCACAAAUUCUAACCCGUUCGAAAAGGACUUUUCCAAUCUCAAACUGAAUGAUCGUGAGCAGCGUGAACUGUACGAGGCGGCCAAGUGCAUACAAAAGGCCUAUCGCUCAUACAAGGGUCGCAAGAGUCGCAUGGAGGAGCAGGACAAGGAACGUUCCGCCGCCGUAAUCAUUCAGAACUAUUACCGCCGGUACAAACAGUACGCAUACUAUCGCCAAAUGACGCAGGCAGCUGUUAUCAUCCAAAACGGCUACCGAUCAUACUGCGAGAACAAGCGGUUCAAAAAGUCACUAUCUGCUCACUCCAAUCCGUCCGGUAGCGGAAACGGAGAAAGCCCCGAAGAGGCGGCUUCCACGUCGCAGUGCAUACAGAACUACUACCGAACGUACAAGAAUGAACAAAGACAGCAGCAGCAGCAGUCGCCCCAGCAGCAACAGCAGAACAAUCAAGGCUCCUCGAAGGAACCAAGUCCAUCCGGUCCGCUGAAACGAACGUAUUCGCAACGAACCCAAAACCAGGCCGCCAGGAAAAUUCAACAAUUUAUGAGACAAUCGAAAAAUAAUACUUGGGAUGAACAAAUGACUACCGUGGCUACAGAGAGAACGAGCCGAAAAAGAGAGGCAGGUCCACCAACGCAGGGCGGAGUACCUCCAAAACUUGCAGUAUCACGUGGCAGCAGUACCCGGGGUACAACGGCCUACCAUCGAUCCAAGGUGAACUAGAGGACAAGUUGCAGUCUAUAGAUAAUCAGCAGCAGGGCAGUGCGACAGAGCCGGCAGAGAGCAGUGCUAUCUAAAACACAUACCGAGCCCUCCAGUCAGUAAUAUUGUAAAAUAAUAAGGCAUACUGAGAGCAGAUAUCCCUAUGUGCUAAGAACAUAGCAAUGAGAGUGAGACUAUCAAAACACUAGAAUUUACAUUGUGAUUUGUUUUGGUUUUGGCAAAUGAGUAUCUGGAUUUUUGUUGAAAGUUCGCUAGAACGAACAUUGUUAUGAUUAUUAGCUUCAUUAUUUUUGCGUCAGUACAGUUGAUAUCAACACAAGAUGCACUAAACUAAAAUUAUUUUUAUAAAACAACAAAACAUUAGCCGUUAAUUUUGGGAAGAAUUAUUCGUUUCUGCCCAUAGUUCGAUUUGUUUGAAAUAUUUCUCUGCUCGCGUUCCGUGGUGCGAUCUUGCACACAAUGUUGCACGCGAUUGUUUCCUGAAGUUGCAGCGCGGAACUUUUUUUUCUUAUACGUUGUAAGCUUAGCUUGCGGUUUAGAAGGCAUCGACGCAGAGUUUGAAUGUGGAAUGUUACAUAAAUUAGGAAAGUAGAGGAAAAAAAAAUACGGGACAGUUGUUACGAUGGAAAUGUUGACUACUAAUCAGAUACCUGAAUUUUUAGCAUAAGUGGCGACAGAAUAAAGAUAAAAAAGUGAAAUAUAAGCAAAUUGUGAUUAUUGAAUUUUUCCUUUUAAGUAAAUCGAUUGUACUUCUGAGAGUUAUGAAUAAAAUGAAACAAUAGAUAGAUUAGUAGUUACAAGAAAACACAAAGAGAGACAAAGAGAUAAGAUAAAUUUAUUAACGCAACAAAAAUAAUAUUUUUAAAAGUAGUUGAAAAAAGGAUGAAAAUAUUUAUAGACAAAGAGAUACGUUUUUUUAUGGGGCAUUAAGCAAACACUUUAGAUGAGAAGAGAAACGACAAAAAAUGCGAUACUUACUCAGACGAAACCAACAGCCGAGCUAGUAAUGAACGAUAGCUGCAUCUAGCAUUCGACAGCCGACAGGCCGAUGAUGGUCGGAAGAAGAAAAAAACAGAGAGAACCAAGCGAUGUGACAAGGUCAUUAAAAAUUAUACGCGUCUUUUCAAAGGCGGACCUGCUACGGUCGGUUGCUUAGUCGUGUAGACCUCGACGAAGCAGGGUUGCUUUCAGUUUGGCUAGUAACAAGUGAAUACAUUACGUUUCAACGUUUUUUUCCUCUCUCGGGCUUGUUUCGAACUCUUUGGUCAGGGAAGCUUCUGUGGAUAGUGCUAGGUUCGACGCAAGCCUGGGUUAACUUUUCACUUGAAGUAGUUGUCGAAGGCAUCACAACCGGUAGCGCGUAGGAUGCAAUUGUAAAUAUGUACAGUCGGCAAUCAGACCUAGGAACAGGACUCUUUGGAACGGAAAAAGCUUUUUUAUUUUCUAUUUGACUGUUAGUUCUGUUAUUUCUUCUGAAACUGUAUGAAAUAUAUCUAUAUAUAAGAUUGAUGAAACAUAUUGUAAAUAGGCAGAUUAUAUACUUAACUAUUUAUCUCAUCUUUUACUACGAAAUAUUCGAAGGGAAUAUUGAUGAAAAUGGCUUGGUUUGUUGAUUCAUAAGCUAAGAUUCCCAGAUCCACAUGCAAACACAUUAGUCACACUACUUUAUUUACUAGAAGACGUGCGUCCAUCUUAUGACUUUAAAGACUUGUAAGUGAAUAACAACUAUGGGUCAAAACGCAUACGCAAAAGUUCAUCAAUAUUUCUACGGAGCUGAACAUUUGUUACAUCCAUUUUACUCUACACGCAUACAGAUGAAGCAUAUUCACAACUUUUAGAACAUUGAUAGAUGAAAAUGAUAGGUCGAUAAUAUAUUUCAAAAAUAUUCUAUUACGAAAACCCAUUUAAAAUCCAUAUUUAUUCAACAAAUCAAUUCAAAAUAAGAAAAAAAAAAUCAUAUAGAGGACGAGUUAAGGUCAAACUUAGUUAAUCCAACAAUUUUUGCAUUCGCAUUAAUCUCUAUAAACUAUGAUCAUAUUAAUCAGAGCAUGUAAAAUGCAAGAAACAUAAGCAUACUUGUAAUUUUUCGAUAUACUAUUUGCUAUCAACAAGACAAAAAUCAAACGCUAGAGAUAAUCUAGAAUAGCAAUCUAAGCAAUUCGUGAAACAUGAUGCAGUAAAAUGAUGAAGGGUACUGCGAUAAAACAAAACAAAUCAGAUAAAGUUGACUUCAAACCCCUCUACUACUACAUAUUUACAAACACGAAUAACGUUGAGCUUCUACACCUCUACUUUUUAAAAGCAAUCUCCUGUAUAGAAGGAAAUAGUAACGCAUCUAGCCUAGCAAAGCUGCGAAAUAGAUAUCAAACUAAAAAUUAGAACUACGCCCCUAGGACUAUGGGAUUAACUUCCAACGUAAGGGACACAAAAAAAAAAAAAACGUUUCCAACUUUCAAAGUUUGUUUUCAAGAUAGAGUUCUGUCACUGAUGCACUUUAAACAUAGAAUGUCAAAAAAGGGUAAAGCUUUAAACAACCAACACUACUUAACAAACACACAACCUAACAGUUUCUUCACACAGUUACUCUGGCCUAAACGAAUGCCAACUUCCUUCGAUUUCCAUUCGAUGCUAUCUUACAAUAAGGUACUACUACAACACAACUCUCAAUCAGAAUCACGGUAAACUACUAUUGACGGGCAACGUUUUCCUCCAUUCGCAGGAUCUUUUCAGCUCUAGUGAAAGGCUGAAACUACAUAGAUAGGGCCACCAUUCCUGAUAUUCUUGGUGCGCACCGAACAGAUGAAAUCUAAUUUCUUCCAUUUUUAUAAUAGUAGAAAGCGCGAAGCAAUUUCUUUUCUUUUUUUUCUCUAAAUGUUCAACGACUUUUCCGAAUCUUUCUCGGACUGUAACGUUAAAGCGGCAAUUAUUAGAACGAUUAUUAUUUAUUCAUUGGUAUUCUUGUUAACAAUAUUGUUGAUAGCUUAAGAAACGAGCGAAGCUUUGGUUGGUUCGGUUCGUAAAGUUCAAUCGUGCAAUUUGCAUUAGGUGAUAUGUUAAGUUUUAUUAUUCUUUCAACGAACUACGUCGUUGAAUUUCGCAUCUCGGUUGUCAAAAACGAUUGUGAGUUUUGAGUUUAGUUUUUGCUUCUAGGAUAUAAUAAAGCAUUUAAUGCUAUUUAUCGGUUAUUGUA
Messenger RNA from Topomyia yanbarensis, 11007 nucleotides. It is a transcript of the gene Camta, whose product is annotated as calmodulin-binding transcription activator 1. Bases 1260 to 7817 code for a protein of 2185 amino acids. The record is from RefSeq and is a predicted model, not a curated record. The transcript has 24 exons. Gene Ontology annotation, molecular function: transcription coregulator activity; protein binding; double-stranded DNA binding. Gene Ontology annotation, biological process: regulation of transcription by RNA polymerase II. Lineage: Eukaryota; Metazoa; Arthropoda; Insecta; Diptera; Culicidae. Gene Ontology annotation, cellular component: nucleus.